Chanos chanos (milkfish) is the source of this 823-nucleotide messenger RNA. It is a transcript of the gene mibp, whose product is annotated as muscle-specific beta 1 integrin binding protein. The transcript has 8 exons. NCBI's taxonomy places the organism in Eukaryota, Metazoa, Chordata, Actinopteri, Gonorynchiformes, Chanidae. Bases 113 to 718 code for a protein of 201 amino acids. The record is from RefSeq and is a predicted model, not a curated record.
UCGGAUUAUUCGCUGAAUUUUGCUGUUUGGGACAAGAACUCCUUUUUUUUCUUCUUUUAAAUAUUAUCACGUGUCUGAGAAACUUUACUCUCAGUAACCCAGAACGACAGAAAUGAAAUUCAUUAUAGGAAUCGGCGGCGUGACAAACGGUGGUAAAACCACUUUGACCAACAGGCUUAUCAAAGCUUUGCCUAACUGCUGUGUGGUACACCAAGACGAUUUUUUCAAGCCGCCAGACCAAAUAGAAGUCGGGGAGGACGGCUUUAAGCAGUGGGAUGUGAUUACAGCCCUGGACAUGGAAGCCAUGCUGAACACAGUGAGAGGCUGGAUGGAGAAUCCAGUGAAAUUCGCCCGCUCUCACGGCGUCGGAGUGCCUGCCGUCACGAAAGAGGAAGAUCCCGAAAACCAAAUCCACAUCCUGAUUGUGGAAGGAUUCCUCCUCUUCAACUACAGGCCGCUAGUCGAUCUGCUCAACAAGUGCUAUUACAUCACUAUUCCUUAUGAGGAAUGCAAACACAGGAGAAGUACCAGACAGUACACUGUCCCCGACCCUCCCGGUCUCUUUGACGGACAUGUCUGGCCCAUGUACCUAAAACACAGGAAAGAGAUGGAGAGCUGUUGUUUGCCUAUCGAGUAUCUUGAUGGCUUGAAAACCAAAGACGAGAUCUACAACCAAGUGUUUGAAGACAUCCAGAAUACGUUGUUGAAUCGUUUAUAGCGGGAGCUUCUGGCCUUUCAGAGUAGAGUGUAUAAAGUUGUAAAUACCAUCAAGACGGAUGUCUUUUUCUUUAUUUCUUUCUUUUUUAAAGAUCAUUUUUAAAGU